AUGUGUGAGAUCGUCCGAUCAGAAGACGUCCGGUGCGCUACCUUUAGAGAUCUCUCAUCGUUCACUUCUUCUUCUUCUUCUUCUUCUUCACUACUCUGGUUUCCUCCCUCUUUGUUAACCUGAAAAAGGAUAUUCGUGGCGACGUGGAAUGUGGGGGGCAGGGCUCCACACGGGAGGCUUAACCUGGAGGACUUGCUAAAAGUGGAAGGUCCCUUGGACAUCUAUGUUCUAGGGUAAGACCGAUUUUACUCACGGGUUUCUUCAUGACCUGUCUCUCAUCAAGAAAAUAUUCGAGUUUGAUUCUCCCUCCAGAAGUCGACGUUAAAUUGGGGUCUUAUCUCUGAUUCCACGAAGAAACAAUUAUUAUUCAAUCUAUGCUCAUCUUUACUUCUCUCUCUCUCUCUGUCUCUUCGUCUGUCUCUCUGUCUCUCUCUGUCUCUCUGUCUGUCUCUCUGUCUGUCUCUCUGUCUCUCUCUCUGUCUGCCUGUCUGUCUCUGUCUCUGUCUCUGUCUCUCUCGCCCAGGUUUCAGGAGAUCGUCCCGCUGAACGCCGGGAACGUGCUGGUGGUGGAAGACAACGAACCCGCUGCCCGGUGGCUCUCCCUCAUCGGCCGGGCGCUCAACAGCGCGGCCGACCCGGCCGGUUCCUCUGGCGGCGGCGCGGCGUCGGAGGAGAGGCCCUCUGGCGGCCACCUCUUCUUCCAGAGGCCCUCCCUCAAGCUCCUCAGCAGGAGCUACCGCGCAGACGGCGCGCUUCUCAAGGCCUGCAACUGCCGGAGAGGAGUGAGGGAGCUGGGGGAGCUCAUCGGCAUAGCGGAGGACGACGACGAUGACUCCGGCGGAGACUCGCCGGAGCCACCGUGGCGGCGCCACCAGGCGGCCUACCGCCUCAUCUCAAGCAAGCAGAUGGUCGGCAUCUUCCUCUCCGUCUGGGUCCGGCGGGAGCUCCUCCCAUACGUCGGCCAUCUCCGGUCCGCUACCGUCGGCAGAGGCAUCAUGGGCCGCCUCGGGAACAAGGUCUGUCUGUCUCUUUGUGUCUCUUUAGAUGAGGAUUUUAGAAAAUGAAUUUCCUUUUUUGGAUAAAAGCUGCUCAUAACAAAUGUUUCUUUUUGGGAUUGUGGGUCCUCUCUCUCUCUCUCUCUCUCUGUCUCACUCUAGACGAGGAUAUUGAAAUUUCAAUUUUCCUUUUUGUGGGUAAAAUCUGCUCAUAACAAUCGUUUCUUUGGGGAUUAUGGGUCCUCUCUCUCUCUCUCUCUCUAGAUGAGGACUUUGGAAGAUGAAUUUUCCUUUAGUGGGUAAAUCGUAGCAAUCGUAUGUUUGGAAAUGUGGCCGCUCUCUCUCUCUCUCACCAUCGUCGUCAACCUGGCGCCCAUUAAAGCUCACCCUACUCGCAGGGGUGCAUCGCCAUAAGCAUGUCGGUGCACCAGACGAGCUUCUGCUUCGUCUGCAGCCACCUGGCCUCCGGCGAGAAGGAGGGGGACGAGCUCAGGAGGAACCUGGACGUUGCAGAGAUCCUCAAGAACACCCAGUUCCCCAGAGUCUGCAAGUCCCCUCUGAAAAUGAUUCCCGAGAGAAUCCUUCAACACGAGUACAUCCCUCUCUCUCAUCCUCCAUCUAUAUAUAUCUCUUCUCUGACCAAACCCUUCUCUCUCUCUCUCUCUCUCCUCUUUCUCUCUCUUCCUAGCCGGGUGAUAUGGUUCGGGGAUCUGAACUACCGCGUAGCGCUGAGCUACGCCGAGACGAAGACGCUCUUAGAGGAGAACGACUGGGAUGCUCUUCUCCAGAAGGACCAGGUACUCAAUCAAUCCAUCCAGCCAUCCAUGGAGAGUUUUUUUUCUUUUUCUUUCCAAAAAUAUCAUUUUUUUCUCAAGAACAUUCAUCGUCACUAGGCCAUAAGAAGCUCAUCGUGAUCUCUCUGUUGGUGGUGAUGGUAGCUUGUGAUGGAGAAGGAGGCUGGGAGGGUGUUCAGAGGCUGGAAUGAAGGGAAGAUCCACUUCGCCCCUACCUAUAAGUACACCCACAACUCGGACAGCUAUGCCGGAGAGACCGUCAGCUCCAAGAAGAAGCGAAGAACUCCGGCAUGGUGAACUCCCCUCCACCCCCCCCAUCUGGUCAAACGCUCACAGCACUUCUCUUAAUCUCUGUCUGUGUCUCUCUUGGGAGCAGGUGCGAUCGGAUUCUAUGGCACGGAAAGGGUAUAGAGCAGCUGGCGUACAUCAGGGGGGAGUCGAGGUUCUCCGACCACCGGCCGGUGUGUGGGGUGUUCUUGGCGGAGGUGGAGGAGACAAAGGCCGACGGCGGCCGCUACCAGAGGAGACAGUCCGACGGUGGCGCCGUCGAGGAAUUGGAUGGACGCGUGCCCCAUGGGCAUGGUUUCUACUACCAGAAGAUUCAGUGGAGUUGA
This is a messenger RNA of Spirodela intermedia, 2403 nucleotides long. Lineage: Eukaryota; Viridiplantae; Streptophyta; Magnoliopsida; Alismatales; Araceae. The record is from the annotation of a GenBank genome assembly.